UCACCAUUUUGUGACUGUAGUGGAAAAGAAGACCGAUAGUUUUUUUUAAUGUAGCCUCGUUUGAGUUUCUGUAGGGGCAAGACAUGCCUCGCGGAGGAAAAGUAAAGUGCGAGUCCGGACCGCGCCGCCGUCAGAGCCGACAGCCGAGGGACGCUACCGAGGCUUGAGCCCGCCUCCCCAUCUGCAAAAUAGGACCAUAAAUCUCUCUCCGUCGCGAAGGGGGUGGGAGGGGAGCUCUGUUUGGGCGCAAAACCAGAAAGCAGAGAAGGACAGGGGGAAGAAGAAAAACCAAGAAAGACGUUUAAAGGAGUGCCUUGAGGAGAAAGAGCGGCACCACAAAAUCUGCACUUUGUGAACCACGAGAAGAGAUGAGGCCGCUAAAGAAGCACAGAGGCCGUUCUCCCCCGUUGACCAGAGGUCGAGGGGGGAGACGGAGAGGAAGCUCUCAGCCCCUUCAAGAGAAAGACCCCAAAAGAGCCAAGAGGGAAACACUCGUCAAAACCACACAGCAUUCCCCCAGUGCUCCCACAGGCAAACAGAUCUCGCACUCCAUCGAAGAGCCGAUCACAAACAGCAGUUCUCCCAAGAGAGCGGAGCCUACAGAGCUGAGGAAACCUGUGGAAUCGCUCGAGGAAAAAGCAGCAGAAAAGACAGAAACGGAAAAGAUUGACGGCACAAACGGAAACAAGGCCGUGUCCACUAACUCUAAAGCAUUUCCUACCUCCACCCCAACGCCACUCUCCACGGCCACGCCCCCUCCGGCCACCAAUCACAGCCUAGGCUCAGUCUCUAGUAGGAAAACAGCCACAUUUAAGGCUCGUGUGCCCAAGAAGAAAUACACAUAUGAGCACUUUGCAAACAAUGCGAGUAGCCUGACUACCAUUCCUACCUCCAGCCCUGCACUUAUACACAGCAGUUACUGCAAUGCUCACAGCAAAAUCAGCGAUAAUCUGAGUAUACCCAAUAACAACUUCAAGAGUAGUAACAGUAUUAGUCAAAGCAGUAAUAAAAGCAUUCAUUCUAGUAUCAAUAGUAGUGCUAAAAACACUACAAGUGGUAUUGACAUUGUGACUAACCAUAGUAGCCAUAAUACUCUUAUAGAUAGCAGUAAUAGUAGAAGUAAUAAUUGCUCAGGUAAUCAGCCAUCAGUGCUAACUGUGGAAAGCAAAGCGCCAGAAGGGAACCGCGUCGUUUCCGUGGAUGAUAAAACCCUCAGGACGGCAGGAUCCCAGGACAAAGAUUCCCAACCCGGGAAGUAUAAGUCGGAGGGGGCCCGCUACUCGGUGCGCUCCUCCUCCACGGACACUGCGAGCGAUCACUCCGCUGACCUGGACGGGCUGGAAGCAACAGGACCGUGCCUGCCCCAAAAGAACCCCCGCUGCUCAGCCGCUCUCCACCACUCGCAGCACAAAGAGGCCGGGCUUUCAGAGGGACUGGCUGAAGCUCUGGCCAAGGGCAUGAGGAACCAGAGAGUCCUUGCUCGCCGGUUAAAGACGACCACGGAGAGCGGGGUCGGGUCCACGGGCAACCGGGGGCUGGAGGAGCGCGACUCACGGCCUCUGUCCCCGGUGUUCAGGCCAGGGGUGGUGCGCAGGGUGAGUGGAGGGACUGUAGAAGUGCAGCUCCAAGGAGAGGAGACCCUCGUUGGGUACCCGUUCCGUGGCGGGACCGCGAUGGCAUCCCCCUCUGGAGCCGAGAGCCCGGCGGAGUUCAUUUUGGACGCCCCCCCGCCCGGCAUGGCGCCCGUAGCAGUGAGGACCCGGGUGUGCGUGCCCUUCGGUGGAGAGGAGGGGGGUCCUCCGUUGUACAGAGAAGGCAUUGUCACCCAGGUGGACCCCCACCCUGGCGUGUCCUUUCCUUACCAGGUGCUCUUGAGUGAAGACAGGGAGUCUCUGCACGGCACCCAUGUGGGGGAGGAGAAAGAGAAAAGGAAAGCUAACGCAGAUUCUCAGGCUGUGUGGGUGUCCCGUCAAAGUCUGAGGCUGCUCACCCCUCCCUGGGAGGUCCCACACCUGGAUGGUGGGAGGGCUCAGGAAAGAGAGCGCGAGAGGGAGAGGGAGGAGAGGGAGCGCAGGGAGGAGAUGGAGGUGGAGAGGGAAGUGUGCCAGCUGAGCAUUGGGAUGGGGGUGCUGGGAGGGGGAGCAAGGGUGGGCCAUGGGUUUGAAGGAGUGGCCGGGGGGCAUCCUUACGGAAACACACAUCCGCCCCCCCGUUCCUCCACUGUGACCUCUGGUGCGGCCUCCGGCUCGGGCGCGGGGAGCGAGCCGAACACUCCGGAGGAGGAUGUCGAGGUCUCUCGUUUGAAUAUGGCCCUCGCCGUCGGCGCCAAGGCGAACGCCGGGAACUCCCAGCACAGAAACGUUGCUUCCAAGUCCCUCUGCUACCCCACCUCCUCACCCCACCUGCCUGCGUUGCAGGUCCUGGCGCCCCCGCAUCUCUCCACCCUAGCGAGCCCCCAUCCGCCCCGCUCCCCUGCCUUAAUCGGGUCUGAGAUUAACAGAACCACUCCGAGCCUACCUCCUUUAAAGUCCACUCCCACUCAGACCCCUACUCCCACUUCCGGUGUGGGGUCCUCCUCUACCUCCUCUCGUUCCAGGACCCCCCUCUCGUUGGCUCAGCAGAAAUACAAGAAGGGCGACGUGGUGUGCACGCCCAAUGGCAUCCGUAAGAAGUUCAACGGUAAGCAGUGGAGGAGGCUGUGCUCCAGGGAGGGCUGCAUGAAGGAGUCCCAGCGUCGAGGAUACUGCUCAAGACACUUGUCCAUGAGGACCAAAGAGAUGGAGACGGCGGCAGGAGGCGGAGGAGGAGGCAGCAGCUCGGGAACCGUCACCCCCGACCUGCGGGGGAGGGCGAGCAGUGAGUUUGAGUGGGACGACACGUCGAGGGAGAGCAGCGAGACUAGUAGCAGAGGAGACUCCAGACCCCGCCUGGUCCUCCCUUCCCUCCUCCCCCACGACCUGUCGUCGCGCUUUGACUUUGAUGAGUGCGAGGCCGCCACCAUGCUUGUGUCGCUGGGGAGCUCGCACUCCGGCACCCCGUCCUUCUCUCCCAUCUCCACCCAGUCGCCCUUCUCCCCCGCCCCGUCUCCCUCGCCUUCCCCGCUGUUCGGCUUCAGGCCCGCCAAUUUCUCCCCGAUCACCGCCUCCCCGGUCCUGCAACCCCGAAGGCACAGGCAGCCCAGCGGGACUGGGGGAGGGGCGGCCGGGGGCAGCAAGGCAACGGCCCCGGCCGCAGGAGGGGAAAGGGAGAGACACUCGUCGGGCAUGCAGCCCUCCUUCCACAGCAACCUGAUGUUCACGGUGCCCAUGAGCCCCAGCAAACGAAAGCCCGACGCUCUUGCUCCGCCGACCCUCCCCUCGCACCACCACGACUACACGCCCAAGACAGAGCCCGAGCAGGGCGACCUGAACGGCUCUUUUAGGGUGCUGUCCCCCCACGUGCAAGCCUCACUCUCCCGCACGCACACGCCCACCUUCUCCCGACCGAGAGGAGUCGGCACCCUCUCGUCCAGUAGGCCGCCGUCCUCCACCGCCGUCUCCCCUCCUCCUCUGCUGGUCUCGCCGACUCCCCCGUCCCCUCUCACUCCCGAUGGAGGGCCUCGCCGCGUGGUACCCGUGUCCCAGCAGGCCUUGCGGGACUCCCCUGUCAUUGUGAGGAAUCCGGAAGUCCCGCUGGCAAAAUUCACGGCGUGUCCCUCAGAAAAAGGAGGAGGAGGUGGUGGAGACCUGGGGGGGGUGGAUAAUACCUUGUUUAAAGACACCGGCUUAGAACCCCUCGCCCCGCAGCCAAUCGCUGGCCUCCAGGUUCCCGUCCCCAUUAACGCCGCAGUAGCCAAUGGCACCGUCCUCUUGCGGGGCCCGGGCCAAACGUUAGUGCUUGUGUCCCCGACUUCGUCCUCUGUCCCCACCGCUGCCACCCCUGCCCCCUCCCUGCAGCCCCUCUCAGUUGUCGUCGGCACGACGGUCGCAGCUGCCGCUCCGAGUGGCGCGGACGGACCCGUGGAGCGGGAGGAGAAUGGGGGGACGGGGUUCGGGGGUGAGGUCCAGCAGCCGGUUCCGUGUCACCCGUCUCCCACAGCUCUGCUGCCGCUGAUCCUCCCAGCCGAAAGCCUUCACCCCGUCCCACGGAAGGACAUCAUCAUGGGACGUCCUGGCACAGUAUGGACCAACGUAGAGCCCCGGUCUGUUCCAGUCUUCCCCUGGCAUUCGUUGGUCCCUUUCCUGGCACCCACUCAAUCGGAUGCUUCUUCUCAGCCAGGAGAGGGUCAGCACCCAGUCAACCACCCCCAGGCAGCCAGUCUGAAGACAGAGUGUCAGGGGGUGGCUUCGUUGUCACAGCAGCCUGCAGAGGCACCGCCUACUGUGGAGAGAGGUCCUCCAUCCCGGCCUUCUCCCUCUUCCGAUGAGCAGCCUCCAGAGGAGGAGAAGGGCGACGCAGAGAGGGAGAGGCCUGAAAGCGAGACGGAGAGUGAUGUUGAUGACCUCUUCCUCCCAGGAGUUGUACCGGAGCAGCCCCUCUCUACAUCACCAGUGAAGAGACGCACCCAGUCCCUCAGCGCGUUGCCCAAAGACGGAGAUAAGAGCUGCCCUGGAAAGAGGGAGAAGGACCACAUCCGACGACCAAUGAAUGCAUUCAUGAUUUUCAGUAAGCGCCAUCGAGCAUUGGUGCACCAACGGCACCCAAACCAGGACAACAGGACAGUCAGCAAGAUUCUCGGGGAGUGGUGGUAUGCUCUUGGACCAAAGGAAAAACAGAAGUACCAUGAUUUGGCGUUCCAGGUAAAAGAGGCUCACUUUAAAGCUCACCCAGACUGGAAGUGGUGUAACAAAGACAGGAAGAAGUCCAGCUCAGAUGGCCGUGGGGUACCAGGGGGCAAAGACAUCAGAGAGAGGAGCAUGUCCGAGUCCACAGAGCCCCACUCUGUGGAGCUAAAGAGUGCUGGUCCUAGUCUGGUCGGCGUGUCUGAGAGGAACACAGGAGAAGGUCUUGUAGGCCAGCUUAGCCGUCCCAGAGCCUUCUCUCAAAGUGCCGUGCACAGCCUGGAGCGCAGUGACAGGGGAAACACACAGGUCCUGGCAGAACUGACCCAGAUGUGUGGGGAUGGGGGCAGUAAGUUUUCGGGUCAUGUUCCCAACCCCCAAUCCCAGAGGGGGGUAAGCGAGGACAUGACCAGUGACGAGGAGCGCAUGGUCAUCUGUGAAGAGGAGGGAGAUGAUGAUGUCAUCGAGGACCCUUAUCCGAGCACUUCCAUAGACCUCAAGUGUAAAGAGCGGGUGACGGACAGCGAUAGUGAGAACGGUUCUGGAGACGAAAGCAACCGGAAGCGGGUUUUUGCGCCAGUCAUUUGCUCCUCCGCAUCAUCAUCUUCCUCACACUACACCUCUCAUGGCAGGAGUGUCUCUCUGUCCUCUUACCCAAGCAGCAAGCGUUACGAUGAUGGGAGAUCAGGAGGAGGAGGAGGAUUUUCAGAUCACAGGAGAAAGGACAGGGGAGAGGGAGACACUAGAGAUACAUUUGGAGGAGGAGGAGGAGGAGGAGUGCAAGCCACAUCUCUCUCCCUCACUUCUGGCCAGUCAGUCAUCUCCACUUCCUCUGCUGGAGGGUAUCUGUCCUCAUCAGCAGGUGCCCCGGGGGGAAACCCCCUCCUGGGGAUUGGUGCUGUAAGGGUGGCCUCGACAGUGGUGACCAAUGUAAUGCGUCCUGUUAUUAGCACGCCCCUCCCAAUCGCCAGCAAAUCCAGAGAUGGAGGGACAUCGAGCCCGCAUCCACCAGAGAGGAAGCCCCUGACUUUCCAUCAGCAGCCACAAUUUCUGAUCGGUUCAGGACCAGGAGGAGGAGUUCCGGGGACAGGGGGUGGGUACUACUCUUCGUCAUCACCUAAUCCGUUAGGUGCAGGCAUUGGGCCUGGUGGUGUAGUGACUAAUUUGGUGUUGGGAGGGGCUCUGCCUGCUCAACCGGCCGUACAGCUCAUCACACCCUCCCACCACCAUCAUCCCUCUCAGCAGCAGGCCUUUUCCUCCUCUGCUGUGUCAGUGUCGCAUAGUCAAACCAACGGGCCCCUGCCUCUGUCCCUGCUUCAGCCCCAGUUCCUCCCCACCUCUUCCUUAGCGUCCCCUGGGGGUAAGGCUAUCACACAAGUUCAGUACAUCCUUCCCACCCUACCUGCCAACACCAACCCCAACCCCAAUAGUCCACCUCAGCAGCUCAGCCAGCCAACUGGUAUCUUCAACCUGCCCACAGCUCCACCCACACACAUGUCCUUGGCCAAUGGGAGGCAACAGGGAAUAGGUUCACUGACAGGAUAUUCGUCCAGCUCAGCAGUGGGAGUGGUUAGCCCUGGAACAAGAGUGCAAACACAGUCCCCGGUGCUCCAGGGCAAAAUGAUUGUUCCCAUGGCAACAGUACGGACAGCACCAGCCCCUGCCCAGCAGGUUCCCAUUAUGGCUCCAGCUCUUCCGGUCCAGAACGGUGCUCAGGCUGGAGGCAAGAUCAUUCAAAUAGCUCCCAUGCCUGUGGUCCAGUCCCAGCUGUCUCAUGGUGGAACGGUCCAUCCUGUCAGCCCCUUCCCCGGAACAGUGGGCACAACUGCUGUGGUGUCCCCAGGAUCGGCCCCCUCCCAGGCUGUACUCCUGCCACCAGCUCCUACCAGGAUCACUUAUGUCCAGUCCACACCAGGGAUCCCGUCAACUCUGCCUCUGGUCUCCACAACAGCAGUCUCUUCCAUCGGUCAGCAUGGUUCUGCAUAUGUGCAAUCGCCCCUGGCAACUCUCGGAUUCACUGCCAUUGGACCACCUGGUCAGACCCUGGUGCAGCCACUGAUCGCGGGUCAGCCACCACUCUUAGCCACAGCUCCGUCUCCACAGCCCUCCAUCUCAGCCCCUGCCCCGGGACCCGGGGGCCAGACGGUCACCGCAAUCUACCCUCCCUCACCUAACGUCACCAUGGCAACAGGGGUGGUCUCCAUGACUGCGUUACCCCCCAGCGUGGUCUACUCCAUCUCCGGCCCUUCCACUGUUUCCUCCCACAUCCUGUCCAAACACACUGCGACCCCUAGCACAAUCGCACACCCACAUCCGCAGCCCCAGCCGGACAGACAGGCCGACAGGCACCCGCCUCCGGACCGACCCCCAGAUCGACAGACCGACCGGCCGGCCGAGAGGCAGACAGAACUCAUGACGCAUUCGGACAGACAUCUGGAGAGGCAGACCUCCGCCAGUGUCAGCUCAGUGGCCCCUUCAGGGGGCUCAGGUGUGUCCACGAGGCCCUGCAGUCCUCCUCCGAUUCAGACACCUGGCAGUACACCAGGUACACCUAAACUCACCCAGCUGCCCGUCAGGACCCCUCAAAAGGUGAAGGCAACACUGGCGAACAUUCCUGUAGGCAGCUAUGAAGGAGGAGGCCGAGUAAAGGAGAGAGAAAGGGAGAAGGAGAGAGAGCGAGAGAAGGAGAAGGAGAGAGUGGCCGCAGCCACCAGUCGCUUCUCUUUUGAUGCUGAGCCAGCAGGGCAGACGGGGUCUCCAUCAACACAUCCUGCCCAGGACCCGCCCCCCUCAUCCUCCUCUGACCGAACCCUGGAGGGGAGCUGUGCUGCGGACUCCUUUGAUGCCCAACAUAGUGAAAGCACAACCACCAAAGAGGCUGGAUGGAAGGAGUCCCUCCCCUCCUCAUCUCCCUCCCCUCCAUCAGCCACAGAACCGCCCCUGCCGCCCCCGCAGGCUGACAAAGACGGCCCCCCCGCCAAAAAAGUGAAAGCACGGCCGCCUCCACUGAAGAAGACUUUUGAAUCCGUCGACAAGGUGCUGUCCGAGGUAUAUUUCGAGGAGCGCUUCGCCGAGCUGCCCGAGUUUCGGCCUGAGGAGGUUUUGCCUUCCCCCACCCUGCAGAGUCUGGCCACUUCACCCCGCGCCAUCCUGGGCAGUUAUCGCCGCAAGAGGAAGAACUCUACAGAUUUGGAUUCAGCCACUGACGAGCAAGUCUCUCCUAAGAGAAAGAGCCGUCGGCGCUCGAGCUGCAGCUCGGAGCCCAACACGCCUAAAAGUGCCGCCAAGUGUGAGGGAGACAUCUUCACCUUUGACAGAGCAGCCACGGAUGGAGAAGACAUCCUGACGGAUCUGGAGUUUGAUAAGGUUCCCUACUCAUCCCUGAGAAGAACGCUGGACCAGAGGCGAGCGCUGGUCAUGCAGCUGUUCCAGGAGCAAGGCUUCUUCCCUUCAGCUCAGGCCACUGCGGCCUUCCAGGCGAGAUACUCCGAUAUAUUCCCCACCAAGGUGUGCCUGCAGCUCAAGAUCAGAGAGGUGCGGCAGAAAAUCAUGCAGACGGCCGCCCCCUCCGACGUCUCUGCCUUCGGCAUCCCGGACUCUCUCGGCUCCCUCCCUGGACCUUCUGGCUCCCAGUCGGGAGAGGGAGCUCUGAGGGGAGGUGGGGACCUGCAGGACGAUGACGUAGAGCAGGGCGCAGAGGGGAGCCCCGAGGAUCCUCGUGACUCACAGGAGUCUUCUAGACGAGGGAUGCUGACCAAUUUAAAUUGACCAAUCAAUUUGUAUGGCUCCAAAAACACAUUUGUCCCAGUGGGCUUUACAAUCUGUACACGUCCGACAUCCUCCCUCCCCGCACCCGAAUGUUAACAGUCAAAGUCAGACCUUUCCACCCACUACACACAUACACUUUUUUUAAUCCUCACUCUCAACUCUCCUUUGGCCUCAUCCCGGUUUUCUCUCCAUCCCUAGGACCCGACCCGGUGAGAGUAGAAUAUGUUUUUAAUGGAAUGUUGGGACCUUUUUUACCUUCAGUUAAACGCAUGAAACCCCAUUGCACAAAAAACACUUCAUGAUAUACACACACACACACACACACACACACACACACUGCAAACUGUCAAUCACCACACUUGAAAUGGAACUCUGUAUAAACCCCCCUUGGAAAGCUCCCAUUAAUGCCAGUGAACAGAGGACCAUUGUGUACAGCUGCACUCAUUCUCCUUGAAGGAAAGAGGGUUCUGGUGUUUGGACGCAGAGACCCGCUCGACCCAUUCAGAGACAAUAAAAUGCCAGUGGCUUUAAAACAACAACAUUAAAUGUUUUAUAUUUGUUUUAUUAGUAUUAGAGGAGUAAAGCAGUACUAAUCUGCGUGAGGAAGAACCUGUAUUUACACUCGGCCGUUCUGAGCUCGCGUCGUGUUUCUGCUGACAUCAGAGGGCUGGGCCCUCGACAGCCAGAAACAAUUUCAUUCAACGAGAGAACUAUCACUCUGGACCUGGAAAGCUCUAUCGCUCCAUCUUAUUGUUCUCGGGGAGACUUGGGGUAGACUUACUAGGAGGUACAGAGAAAUGGACUAAACUCAAGGGGAUUUCUGGCUGUGCCAUCAUUCCUGUAUUUACCCGUCUGGCCGUGUCCUCCCUCCUGGCGAUUGACGCAAGCACACGCCAGUCGGUAGGAACCGCGCAUUCCUGUGCCUCUCAUUCGCUGGCCAUGAAGGAAGGAGGCGGGUCAGAGUCACUGGGCACAUCCUGGCUCUCGGUUGUAGAGGCUAGGCUGAUUAAGCCUUAACCCUCUAUUGCCAAGCCGUUUUAUUAACUUUGUUUUUUAAAAUAAUUUCAUUUGUAUUUAACGUUGUCAUAUUCAGUAUAUUGUUUUACUAUUCCUAUGGUUAUUAUGAUUAUUAUUCCUUGUAUGAUUGAAAUGACCCCGGUCCUUACUUCUGUUAUCAUCGCUGAUCUCGUCUUCCUUCGACUGGCCGCCGUGCAUUUCUUUGUUGUUUGUUACAGAGGGCAACAAACACAGCGCGGACCUCUGUUCUUUCAGCAGUAAUAAGACGUAAUGUUUUUAGACCACCCUGUUUGACUUCUUUUUUUAUAUCGCCUCAACACUUGUUCAUCUCCUUCCUCCCUUUGUCACUUUAUUGCUCAUUGGAGACCUUUUUAAGGCCAGCGGAGAGAGAACUGGGGGAAGGUAAUGGAUCAAAGAGCUGGUAGUAUCUAAUACUGUCUUUGUGCAAGACUUGGUUGUGUUGUAAAUAAUUACUGUAGAGUCAGAAGACUCGUUAUAUCAUUAAGGAAAUAUUGGUCACUGAACAUGAGUUGACUUUUAAGCCACCCAUUACGCAAGGUAAAAUACAUGAAAUGGAAAAAAAACAUGGCUAUUGUUUGUGUUAUACUCCUUGUUUUACUGUUCCAGUAUACAAGAGGAAUUUAUAUGAAUAAUUUAAGUUUGUAUCUGUAUCUUUUCAGUAUGCCAAUAAAAAUGGGUGUUCAAUUAUA
This is a messenger RNA of Pungitius pungitius (ninespine stickleback), 10255 nucleotides long. RefSeq names its product capicua transcriptional repressor b (gene cicb). Gene Ontology annotation, biological process: regulation of transcription by RNA polymerase II. Gene Ontology annotation, molecular function: DNA-binding transcription factor activity, RNA polymerase II-specific; RNA polymerase II transcription regulatory region sequence-specific DNA binding. The coding region runs from base 369 to 8528 and encodes 2719 amino acids. The record is from RefSeq and is a predicted model, not a curated record. The transcript has 21 exons. NCBI's taxonomy places the organism in Eukaryota, Metazoa, Chordata, Actinopteri, Perciformes, Gasterosteidae. Gene Ontology annotation, cellular component: nucleus.